AUGGCAAGAAUAUGGAUUCUUUUGCUUGGGGGCCUGGUGGCUCUGUGUGCAGGGCAUGGAGUAUUUAUGGAUAAACUUUCUUCUAAGAAGUUGUGUGCAGAUGAGGAGUGUGUCUAUACUAUUUCUCUGGCUAAAGCACAGGAAGAUUACAAUGCCCCCGACUGUAGGUUCAUCAAUAUCAAGAAAGAGCAGCAGAUCUAUGUUUAUUCCAAGCUGGUAAAAGAAAAUGGAGCUGGAGAGUUUUGGGCUGGCAGUGUUUACAGUGACCACCAGGAUGAGAUGGGAAUUGUGGGUUAUUUCCCCAGCAACUUAGUUAAAGAGCAGCAUGUCUACCAGGAGGCCAUCAAGGAAAUCCCAACCACGGAGAUUGACUUCUUCUGUGAAUAAGAAAUUAACUAACACUGCAGAUAAAAUGGAA
This is a messenger RNA of Chionomys nivalis (European snow vole), 418 nucleotides long. RefSeq names its product otoraplin (gene Otor). Lineage: Eukaryota; Metazoa; Chordata; Mammalia; Rodentia; Cricetidae. Gene Ontology annotation, biological process: cartilage condensation. The transcript has 4 exons. The record is from RefSeq and is a predicted model, not a curated record. The coding region runs from base 1 to 387 and encodes 128 amino acids. Gene Ontology annotation, molecular function: protein binding.